This is a messenger RNA of Trichoplusia ni (cabbage looper), 2693 nucleotides long. RefSeq names its product glutathione synthetase-like. Gene Ontology annotation, biological process: glutathione biosynthetic process. Gene Ontology annotation, cellular component: cytosol. Gene Ontology annotation, molecular function: glutathione binding; glutathione synthase activity; ATP binding. The transcript is spliced from 12 exons. The record is from RefSeq and is a predicted model, not a curated record. Lineage: Eukaryota; Metazoa; Arthropoda; Insecta; Lepidoptera; Noctuidae. The coding region runs from base 251 to 1732 and encodes 493 amino acids.
UCAGGCUGUCUAGUAAAUUGUCAAGUGUCAAUUGUAUUGUCAAAUGAAAAUAUUCAACUUCAGUUUCAACAAUGAAGUAAUUUGUGAUUCAUUCUCUGAAACUACACUACAAUAAAACCUUCAAAAUUAACUCAUACGCCGUUUAACGUUGAACUGAAGAGCACGUCAAUAUAACUUCACAAGACAUAAUAAAAAGAUUUAGUGUUAUUUUUAAAUCGUGAUAUUAACGUCGAAAAUUAAUUUUGCCAAAAUGUCACAAGCACGCCUCACGUCUUGCAUUCCUUUGCCGUUGGAGCAUAAAACCUUAGUAAAUGUAAUAGAAAAAGCCAAGGACUGGGCCCUGAUGCACGGUGUCGGCAUGAGAGACAAAAAGCACUUCAAUAAAGAUGUCAUUCAGAUAGCUCCAUUUGUCUUAUUGCCGUCGCCAUUUCCAAGGACUGAAUUUGAUAAAGCUAUAGAACUGCAGCCGAUUUUAAAUGAACUUAUGCAUAAGGUGGCCCAUGACGACUGCUUCUUAGAGCAUACCCUGCAGAAUGCUCUACAGGUUGACGAGUUCACAGCGAGCCUUUACGACAUUUGGGUCAAGGUCCGAAACGAAGGAGUCACUCAGCCAGUAUCACUAGGUAUGCUGCGUUCUGACAUCAUGCUGGAAUCCCGAUGCCCGCACACGGAAAACCAGUGUGCUAAACAUUCACCGUACUGUUCGUGGAAGCAAGUUGAGAUCAACAGCAUCGCCUCUGGGUUCGGUCAUCUCGGUCCAGUGUCCAGAGAAAUACAGAGCUACGUGCUGAGACAGUUGGGCCAUGGCGAUUUAAUUAAAAAUAUGCCUGAAAACAAGGCCCUGUCCGGUUUGUGUGCUGGCAUAACUGAGGCCUAUGACCUGUUCGGUGUGCCUUCCGCGGUCAUCCUGUUUGUGGUCGAAGAAGUGUCAUACAACAUUUGUGACCAGAGGUUCCAUGAGUUCGAAAUCGCUGAGAAGCGACCCGAUAUCCAGAUACAUAGAAAAACCCUGAACGAGAUCUUUGAGGAGACUCAUCUUAAUGACAAGAAGCAGCUUAUACUGGACGGCCGUCAAGUGGCAGUGGUGUACUACCGCUCGGGCUACGAGCCGGCGCAGUACCCGAGCUCCAAGGAGUGGGACGCCAGGCUCAGGGUCGAGAGGUCCACUGCUAUCAAAUGCCCGUCGAUUCACUACCAGCUGGCCGGUACUAAGAAGGUGCAACAAGCGCUGGCCUCCCCCGGCGUGCUGGAGCAGUUCAUGGGCGGCGGAGCGGCCACCAGCCGCGUCAGGGACAUCUUCACUGGACUCUACUCGCUGGACUUCGAUGAGACAGGGGAAAGGGCUGUGGAAAUGGCCUUGGCUGAUGCUGAGAAGUUCGUGCUGAAGCCGCAAAGGGAAGGUGGCGGUAACAACGUGUACGGCGCGGACGUGCGCGAUGCCUUGCUCAAGAUGCGACACUCGCGGGAGAGGGCCGCCUACAUACUCAUGGAGAGGAUACUGCCCCCGCUGGUACCUGGCUACGUAGUUCGGCCGGGCUCGCCGGUGCCGCCUCCCGUAGUCGACCUGGUCUCCGAACUUGGAAUCUUCGGAGUUAUCAUUGGGACCAAAGAUAAGAUCUGCUACAACCGUCAAGUUGGACACAUGUUACGUACGAAGCUGGCGGACGCCAACGAGGGCGGCGUCGCGGCCGGCCUCGGGGCGCUGGACUCGCCUUACCUAGUCGACGCGUAAUGACAUAAGCUACGGUAUACGCUAACGUGAUUUUAAACCUUAUCGUAAAGGCAUAAGUCUUGGAUUGAAUUAAAAGCAGAGUUAUAAAGAGCUUUAUUGAUUGCAAGUAGGUAAUGGUAAGUCAAAAUAAUAUGUCGUGAAAUCUACUGCCACUGUCGGUAAGAUAUUGAUUGACUUAUAGCUUUGACAGCUGGUAUGUUUUUUGAUCAGAAUUUGAAUUAUGCGUGUGUUAAAAUAAGGUUUAAAAUCGAUUUAGCACUUUUCAUGCCACCUUUGCGGUGACCACAUAAUUGCAUUCUGAGAUGUCAAUAAUAGAAAGAAAUAUUUUUCAAACGGCGUGUGAAUGGUUUACUGAACUAAGCUCUAUUAUCAAACAGUUUUAACUGGACUUACGUGUCUUAUUUCGAACUACCAAGCUUGGAUUCUGACGUCCGGCUUAACAGUAACAAAUACUUAAACAGUAUCCUCCAAGAAUGCGGCGUGAGGUUUUAAGCUGGGUGCGAAAGUAGGUCACUAAAGUCUUAACAUUCUAUAUACAUAAAUAAGUUGGUAAAUGGAUCACAAAGUACUAAAUGCAAGAUUAAAAUGAUAACAAAUUACACCAAAUAGUAUUUUCACCAAAUAGAGCUUAGUCUAGUAUUUUAAAAAAAUACUGUAAAAUAAGAAUUGGGUAUUUGAACCUAGUUUUUAAAACCUUUGUGCCUGUUGUGGUUUAAACCUAAAUUGAUUCUAAGAGUUAACAACUGUAGACUUUGUACAUUUUUUUUAAGUAAGGAGGUUCGGGCUAGUUUAGAAAAAAACUCCGUAAUUAAAUUUGCUAGUAUUAGUAUAAAUUAGCAUUUUAUCAAUGGUUUUCUUAACUUUGAUUUAUUGAAGUACAAAAAGAACUUGAUUAUUUAAUAAUUUAAACUUUAAUUCGUUCAUUUUACCCGUUUCUGUUCCCAUUAACCCUACUUUAGAA